Molecule: messenger RNA, 2940 nt
Organism: Opisthorchis viverrini
Lineage: Eukaryota; Metazoa; Platyhelminthes; Trematoda; Opisthorchiida; Opisthorchiidae
Exons: 7
Biological process (GO): regulation of transcription by RNA polymerase II
Cellular component (GO): nucleus
Molecular function (GO): DNA-binding transcription factor activity, RNA polymerase II-specific; RNA polymerase II cis-regulatory region sequence-specific DNA binding
Source: RefSeq, a predicted model, not a curated record
CACAGGUUGUGAUCGUGCACCGCCCAACUCUAGAAACUGUCCCCGUGCUCGGCCUAUUAGCAUUGAUGGACCCCAUUUCGUUUGCAGUCGAUGUGACCGCGUGUUCGCCUCUAAGCAGGCUUGUGAUCUUCACGCCCGCUGUCAUAACGGUGAAAAAAAGUUCAAAUGUGCUCUGUGCUCUGUUAGUUUUGUACAAAUGAAUUCUCUCAAACGCCACACAGUCGCCAUCCACGGGAUUGUGCCGGAACCAACCUAUCUGGACAAUGCGGACGAUAAGGAUUUCGAACUAACUGAUGACAUGAAUUCAGAUAGUGACGACAGUUCUACUGGUAAACCGCACCGUACAUCCCACCCCCGGAAACGUCGGGCAAGCGAGUUUGACCAUGUGCUGCCAAAUCCUAGAGGUCGUAAGAAGCGGCCUGCUGGAUGGCUCCAGACCUUGGAGGAUCAACUAGGUCGCUGCAAGGAGAACAAACCCAUACCUACGCCAAACAUGUUUGAGGAACCAGGUCCUACUGAACUUCGCCAGGAAAUCCGUUAUCGGACCAUUUUGCCCCGACCUUCGCGUAGUGGUGUAACAGAUGCCCCGAAACCAAUUACUAUAAAUCGCCCUCGACGAACCCGGCGAACCCAUCGAACUGACCGCUCCUCUUUGAACCGUGACAGUCGUAGUGAUAUCCUAACUCCGAUGCUUCGUGAUACUCUGGUGCGGGGAACUAGGUUGUCUGAGACGUCAGAUCUAACCGCGAUUGGCAAUCAGAAUCCCACCAUGUAUGUCACUUCAUCCACUGUACUUCCCAACCUGGUUGCGCUUGAUGCACAGCAUGGGCAAUAUGCUGUCUCCUAUUGUGACUUGGAUUCAGUAACCCGAACUGAGGAGGUUUCCGUUAGUGCAAAGCCAGCUCAUGUCCUUACAGUUGCAGCUGCCUUUGUAUCCCAACUUCCGGCUGGAGCAUGUCCCGGUUCUACUACAGAGAAUCACCCUACUGGUUCAGAUGCAGAUGGAAACGAUGAUGCGUCUACUACUGCACCUGCUGCAGUCUAUUCGCUUCCUUCAGGUGUGCCUGGCAUACAAAUAUAUCCGUCCGUAUGGCAGCAACCUGAACAACUUGCUGGCGACACAACAACCACACAAUUUACCGUCACUUCUCAGUCCGACACCGGUGAGGCUCUUUCAUUUGGAAACCCUGAAUAUAUCCAGUCGAAUGCUGUCCUUCCUACCAAUACAACUGUUGCACAACAACCUGUACGGCUGUAUCCAGUCCUUGGACCGGACGGUCAAACCACACUCUACUACCUUGCUACCCCGGUGGAGUGCUUACCGAAUGUAGUUGUGGACAAUGUGGACCAGUCGAAUGGCUCGUUCACUGUCAGCUCACCGGAGAACUACUAUACACAUUACUCUCAUCCGACAAUCGCUUGGGUAUCCGACGCAACACCUGCGAACCCGCAACCUUUUCAAAAUACCAGUACCAGUAGCGCGAAUUCCCUUACCUCGACUACUGACCCAGGUGACUCUCAUCGAGCUUCUCUCGUUACGGAAACUUCACAAAACCCGGACACUACGAUUGAACAUGCUCCUGAAAAUGGCUCUGUCGCCUAUGAAGAUCGAACACUGUCAAAUAGUGAUUCACCGUACGUUAGCCGACUUGUGACAUCGAUCUUCCCGGGUUACACCACAUCGCAUACGGCGAUUGCCGAAUUGCCAGAAACUAUUGAAGUGAUUGACUUGGACGCAUCGAAAUUCUCCUCGCAGUUCAACGAGAUUACGGUACCCGUCACAGUGAAUUCUGAGGGCUACCCUGUGGACCGUUGUUCCGUUGUCUACGAUAACACUGGAACAGAACUGGACACUAAGACUCCUGUGUUUACCUCAACAGCACCUAUGAAUAAAGCCCAGACGAACGGUAGUCAAGAUUUUUGUCUCGUGGUUGCGUCGUCUGUGCCUCCACUAGAUCACAUCUCCUGUGAAGCUGAAACGCAGGAUACUGUUGUGUUUGACUCAACAACCCAUGUGGUCUGAGCGGCGUUAUCUAACAGUCCUUGGUGAAACAACGUACGAUCCGGUUCAUGGCUGCUUGUAUCUUUGGUACACAGCCGUCUUCACGCAUUCCCCCAAAUUUAUUCAGACCUAUUCAGGUAUUCGUGUUCUGAUUUGAAGGAGUCGUUUUUUCUGUCCUGUUCCUCUCCGUCCAUAACAACGAUUUCUGAGUUUAUUUCCUCUCGAACAAGGCGUCAUCACGUUAUGCACUCCAUUAUUCUAUCUUCCUUCACACUAUUUUAGCACCCAGUGUCCUCCCACUGCUGGCUAUCGUUUUUCACUUUGGCCAUUGUUAUUACCGUUUAUUAAUUCGCGUUUGAAGCACAACUGAACUUUUUCGUUUUCUUUUUGGAUGCUCUAUCUUGGCGAAUUUUAAGGGGUACAAAACACGUUCAUUGGCUGUGACUGUUGACCAGUUCGGGUCGGUUACAUUUCAGCUGCUGGCAGCAUUUAUUCCGCAUUUUCCGAUAAUCGGACCUCGUCAAAGUUGUUGUUGUCUCUUUCUUUCAUACGAGAUAUUAUCAUUUCACAGCGUUCUUCAUUAUUUUCCUUGUAACUUGUGAGCCAGUUGAGCUACUUGGUAAUUUGGAACCAUGAGGAUCAUGCAGCAAGUUCGGCAUAGGUUCCAAGGGUCGAUUGGUUGGUGCUGCGCAAGUUCUCUGGUAGCUUUCUCUGGUUUUCCUAUCUUUCUGUCUUGUAUAUACUUAUGUGUAUUUAAGCCUCACGUCGACAAUCUCAACCUUAAUAUCUUGUCUUGUUGUUCGAUAAUUUGCAACUGAUUUACGAUACGUUCACAAAAUUGUUCCCGAUUCCAUUUCAUUCUUUCCCACUUGGGCUUUUUUAGUCUUGUGAAUUGCUUUUACGAACCAUUCUUGGCACUGUUAUGACGCAGACUGAAG